Thamnophis sirtalis is the source of this 1270-nucleotide messenger RNA. The record is from RefSeq and is a predicted model, not a curated record. NCBI's taxonomy places the organism in Eukaryota, Metazoa, Chordata, Lepidosauria, Squamata, Natricidae.
UUGCUGAUAUUGUUUCUAAUAACGCAACUGAGCUCUUUGCUUUGCUAGAAGCUGUUUACCUUCUGUGCUUGUGAAGCUGUGACCUUUCUAUUGAGACCAGACCAAAUGGAUGACAUUUAUAAGAUCUCUUCUACUGAGAGAGUCCAACAGGUAGAGAAAGCAUUAGCUGUGCAGCUGACUGAACUGAAGACAGAAAUUGAAGGAAAUGGGAUCUUACAGGGAACUCCACAUUGUUCUGUGCCCCUUCCAAAAGACAUUGAUUAUUUCAGAAGAGAAAGGGAGUGGACCCUGAAAAAAUGUUUACAGGUUGCAGAGGCAAAGCCUCUUGUAAUUCAGACUGAUGUCCUGAAGAGGGAGCUAGAUAGCUGUCUAAAAAGGGAAUAUACACCAGAAAGCUUAUCCUUGUUGUUGUAUCAGUUUUAUAUCGACAGGAUCCCUCAGUUAGUCCAAAGCAAAUACUUACAUAUGCUAAGAUGGAAAAGAUUUUGUCAGCACAGUAGUAUUAUUGAACAACUGUACCCUUUCUACCAGAAACAAGUGACUCAAAUUAUGCAGGAGUAUAAUGAUGCCAUUCAAAGAGCUGCAAGACUCUCAAGUGUACGAGAGAGCUUUCUGACUGGAAAAGAAAUUCCUAUAAACCUGGUGACCCAGGAAGAUUUGAUGAUCUACACACAAUGGCUGAUAUGUCAUUUGCAUUCACUUAAAACCAUCCAUGCCUAUCUCCAGGUACUCCAACACUUGCCUAUCUCUCACAGGACAGAGGUAACCAUUGACAGAUACCAAUUUCAAGGUGAUGGAGAUAAAUCCAAAGCUUCUGGAAAAAUGGAUUUUUUGUCUCCCAGGAUGCAAGUCUCUGUCCACCCUAGCACUUUAGCCAUGGAGGGUCAAACAUAAAUUUAGGAGCAUUUUCAAUAAACAGCAAACAAUGAGAACAUUUCCUGUUUAUGAUGCUGGAACCCCUGGAUCAGAAAAAUUGGGCCUAAUGAACUCCAACGUGACUUUGAAAAAGAGAGCAAAUUGGACCUCUUUUGUAAAGAUUAAGCCUCAACAAGAUCCAUGGCAACAAAAAGUAUUGAUAAAACUUAAACAGUGGAAAAAGGUAGAUGAACAGCUAGAGAUUCAAUCAAAAUUGUUACAGGACACUGGAUCCUACUUUUUUGGAGCUGUUUCCUGUGGAGUCCAAUUCUCUGAUUUUAUCAAUAUUCAUUCUGACAUGCGACUCUCAAAACUGGACACAGUAUUAUUAAUACAUGAAGCUGCUGAACAGUGA